This is a messenger RNA of Apis mellifera (honey bee), 1486 nucleotides long. Its product is annotated as protein phosphatase 1 regulatory subunit 7. Lineage: Eukaryota; Metazoa; Arthropoda; Insecta; Hymenoptera; Apidae. Bases 332 to 1288 code for a protein of 318 amino acids. The transcript is spliced from 5 exons. Gene Ontology annotation, molecular function: protein binding. The record is from RefSeq and is a predicted model, not a curated record.
UCUACUUAAAUAUAUGAAUUUACAAAUAAUUUUUAUGUAAAUAUUUAUUUUAUUGUAAAAAGUGUAAAAAUUAAGAACAAACUUUUAUAACGCAUAUACGGAGUAAUUGUCAUUUUUACGAUAUAACAAUUUAUAUUCACAUUUUGAGAUGGAACUCACUACAGUGUAGUUACUACCAUUUGAAAUUGUUCGAACCAAUACUACAGUAGUAUUUUAUAUUUAAUGCUAAAUCUUUAUAAGGCAGUAUAAUUAAUUAUAAUUUAUUACGCAAUUUUAAACUUAAAUAUACUAAUUCCAUUAUUGAAAUUAUUAUUAAUUAUAUUUUGAUAUAAUGGCAAAUAAUGAGGAUAAUAAAAGUGAAGGUUCAGCUGAAAUUGAAGGUGAAAAUGAAAAUGAAGAGAAUGAGGAAACAGAAAAGAUUCUUAUCAUAGAUCCUGAUAGUGAAGAAUUAGAUUUCAAUCAUUCAAGAUUAACAAAAUUAGAAAACUUAGAACCAUUGAGGAAAAUACGUAGAUUAUGUUUUACAUGGAAUCUGAUAAAGAAAAUUGAGAAUCUUGAUACACUUACAACUUUGGUUGAGUUAGAGUUAAGAGAUAAUCAGAUUGUUAUUAUAGAAAACUUAGAUGUUCUUGUAAAUUUGGAACUUUUAGAUUUAUCUUUUAAUCGUAUCAAGAAAAUAGAAGGAUUGGAGAAUUUAUUGAAUUUACAAAAAUUAUUUCUAUCAUCAAAUAAGAUUCAAUGUAUUGAAAAUUUAUCACAUUUAAAAAAUCUUAUAACUCUUGAAUUGGGUGAUAAUAAAAUAAGAGAAAUAAUUAAUCUUGAAGGACUUGAAAAUCUAACAAAUUUAUUUCUUGGUAAAAAUAAAAUAACAAAAAUUAAAAACUUGGGAUGUUUACAAAAUCUUCAAUUAUUAAGUCUUCAAAGUAAUCGUAUUACAAAAAUAGAAAAUUUAGAAGAAUUGAAGAAUUUAGACCAAAUAUAUUUAUCUGAAAAUGGUAUAUCAAAUAUUGAAGGAUUAUCAAAUUGUUCAAAAUUAACAACUUUUGAUUUAGCAAAUAAUAAAAUAAAAAAAAUUGAAAAUAUUGAACAUCUUGAAGAUUUAGAAGAGUUUUGGAUAAACAACAAUGAAAUUGAGGAAUGGACAACUAUAGAGAAUUUAGCUCUUAAUAAGAAAUUACAGACUGUAUAUUUAGAGCAUAAUCCUAUUGCCAAAGAUGCAAACUAUAGAAGAAAAAUCAAAUUAUUGCUGCCAUGGCUUGUUCAAUUAGAUGCAACACUUUGCAGAUAGAAAAUACUAUUUUGCAAAAUAGAUGUCUUUGAUAAAAAUUCUUUGAUCUAUCUACUGAUAUUGUUGCUUAUCUCUUUUUAUUGCUUUUAAAAGAUUAUUUUUAGCAAAUAAAUCAAAAAUACCUAUACUCUUAUCAGCAAAAGGUAAAAAUAAUUACAAUUUUUUUAAUUUUAAUAAAAUGUAUUUUUUUAUAUUUUA